Exophiala bonariae is the source of this 321-nucleotide messenger RNA. RefSeq lists its product as uncharacterized. Lineage: Eukaryota; Fungi; Ascomycota; Eurotiomycetes; Chaetothyriales; Herpotrichiellaceae. The record is from RefSeq and is a predicted model, not a curated record. The transcript has a single exon. The coding region runs from base 1 to 321 and encodes 106 amino acids.
AUGCGCGAGGUGACCGAUGAAGCCCUUCAACGCCUUUACCGGGCAUGUCGAAGCAAAUCUGGCUUUCCUGGGGAUAUUCCCGCUGAAUCCCAAGGCCCACCCUCGACAACUGAAAUCUUUGAUGCAGUGGGCUUGAUGCGGCCAUUGCUCGCAGACAUGGGAUCAAUCGAGGACUUCCAGAAGUCUGUUUCCACUUCGCCACCAAACUCUACGACUUAUUCCGAUUCUACCCAAAACUCAACAUCUGGGAACGACCCCUCCGAUGAAGGAGCCUUUUGCUCAAGACGAACACUUGCCAUCGCCUACUCGUUCCUCCCCUAA